Messenger RNA from Hypomesus transpacificus, 1464 nucleotides. It is a transcript of the gene dusp23b, whose product is annotated as dual specificity phosphatase 23b. Gene Ontology annotation, molecular function: protein tyrosine/serine/threonine phosphatase activity. The transcript is spliced from 3 exons. Bases 192 to 647 code for a protein of 151 amino acids. The record is from RefSeq and is a predicted model, not a curated record. Lineage: Eukaryota; Metazoa; Chordata; Actinopteri; Osmeriformes; Osmeridae. Gene Ontology annotation, biological process: cilium assembly; protein dephosphorylation.
CCUUCUUACUGUCCAAGGAACAGACAAGCCCACUUUAAGUUCCGAAGACAAUUUCCGCAUUUUGCACAAUAAUAUAGUAACUGUAGCAGUGUAGGUAUAAUACUGCAACUGGUCCUGCAAGUUUGUCUCAGACCCGUACAACACUAUUGCCGAAUCAUCUAUCCUCAGAAGACAAGCGAGUAUAUUCUGCCAUGUUGUCUUCACCUCCGUCAAACUUUUCCUGGGUGGAACCUCAGAAGUUGGCGGGAAUGGCUUUCCCCAGAAUGCCGUCAGACUAUCGCUAUCUAUUCGACAAUGGCAUAAAACAUCUGGUCUGUUUAUGUGAACGAAAACCACCUCACUACGACACCUGUCCAGGGGUGACACUGCACCACAUAAAUAUAACAGACUUCUGUCCGCCUACUCCAGACCAAAUUCAGAGGUUUCUUUCAAUCGUGGAGGAGUCCAACACUAAAGGCGAGGGCGUAGCUGUGCACUGCAUGCAUGGGCAUGGGAGGACCGGGACCAUGCUAGCCUGCUAUCUGGUGAAGACCAGGAAAAUGACUGGGAUCGAUGCCAUCAAUGAGAUCCGCAGGCUGCGUCAAGGGUCCAUAGAAACGCACGAGCAGGAGAAGGCUAUAGUACAGUUUUAUCAACGCAUCAAAUAGCUAAAUAGACCCAUCAUAAACUAGAAUCUGUUGUUACAAAAUCAAGUGGCUAAUGGGGCCUUACAGGAUACUUGUCUCUGAUUGAAACGCUACAAUGUGACAUAAUUCAUGCUGUAUCUUUCGGUUUUAUAAAAACUGCACAAACAUGUCGAUUUGAGUAUGACAUAGGAAGUGAGAAUACUCACUAAAGCUAAACUAACACGGCAACAACUUUACAGCUAGAUACAAACUCCUGCUAUGCUAAACACUAUUGUUCUACAGAACAUAGAUCUGGCUAGUUUGUGUCUUUGUAGACAUAUUUCUUUUUCUUCCUGGGCUGCAUAUGUUGAUUAAUAUGCUGUCUGGGGGAGGUCUCAGGAAGCUUCCAGAGCUUUGACGUUGGCUGUGGCUCUGGAGCCCAACAUGAAGAGACCCUGACGCUCCUUAAAACUGAGCUUUUCUGGGGCCUUUUCUCUCCUCAAGGUCUCUCUCUGGUCUCUGUGAUUUAAUGACAGAAGGAUAAAUGUUAAUCGCUGGUCUGGAUGAUGGAUGUUAUUAUAUAUAUCGGAUGUAAUUUAUGUUGUUGGGAAUACUUGAUACAAUGUAGAGUAAAGCCACAUGUUGAUUGUUUUGUUAAGAUAACUUUUCCUUGGGAAUACUUGAUACUGAGUCGUGUGUAAAUGUGUGAAGACUUACUCCUCUGGUUUCAUGGUAUGCAAGUCAAGUUUGUCAGAUCCAUUAUAACCUUUAUCCAUCCCUAAAAAUGUCAAACAAAACAUUGUAAACGAUACUGUCGAAUUAACACAAAUGCUACAAGCCAUGUUUUCACAGUAGGAAA